Messenger RNA from Bufo bufo (common toad), 1533 nucleotides. RefSeq names its product centriole, cilia and spindle associated protein (gene CCSAP). The record is from RefSeq and is a predicted model, not a curated record. Gene Ontology annotation, cellular component: spindle; ciliary basal body; centriole. The transcript has 5 exons. Gene Ontology annotation, molecular function: microtubule binding. Gene Ontology annotation, biological process: regulation of mitotic spindle assembly. The coding region runs from base 185 to 928 and encodes 247 amino acids. NCBI's taxonomy places the organism in Eukaryota, Metazoa, Chordata, Amphibia, Anura, Bufonidae.
CAUUGAUUGCAGAGCAGACUCAGCGUUGGAUCAUUCCUGCUGAAGACAGCUGCAGAGCCACUGUUCCCCACCGUUCCAUCACGUGGUCAUCAGUUGCUGUCUCCUCCAAUCAAGUUUCUCCAGUGGUGCCUGUACCAUCCCUUUCUGAAUCCAGUGUCUGACCUGUGGAGACAGCAGCGGGAAGAUGCACUGUAAGACGCAGCGAAGCGAGUACAUGAAGCGCUUCAAAGACCCACACUGGGAGGCGUACAGGAACUGCUAUGAGGAGAUGCUGAAGUACCGGCUGAGCAGGAGGCUGCUGGAGCACGCGCACAACCCCUGGCUGUGGGACGGCUGGGAUGGCAGCUCAGGUUCCAGCAGUGGCCGCUCCACACCACCGCCAAAGCCGUGUGAGCCUGUGUCUGCAGCUCCCAAACUACAGGAACCACCUACCCAACAGGAAGAGGGCACAGAUGCCAGGCCCAGUGGACUCAGCAACCAGGCCAUGCCAGGUGAAGGGCAAGCAGGGAAUAGCCAGGAUGGUGAAAAAAAUACAGAAUCCAAUGAAAAAUCAGCAAGUCUCCAAGCACAUCAUAGCCACCGUUUCUCGUCCAAACAGAAUGCUCGAAAGUUAGUGUCAAGUUCUCAGAAGAUGAGCUUGACAAAAGAAAGCCGGCACCCAUUUGCCCUCUAUGCUUCUGGUGAGAGAGAAAAAGACACAGGGAGUCAGAAAACCCACAAUGUGUGUGCCCCAGCCCAGGAAAAUGAGAUCCAUGAAUCUGCAUUGAGAGCAAAGAACAGGAGGCAGAAAGAGAAGAGAAAGCAAAUGCUGCAGAAACAAAGAGCCCGUUCUGCUGAUGUCGAAAGAGUUCUGAGGAGAAAACCUUCCCCUGUAGAUAGUCCAUGGAUGACUGAAUACAUGAGAUGCUAUUCAGCCAGAGCUCGCUAGUGCUACUGUUGUCUCCACAUGGACUGAUUCAUCAGCGACUUCAUCCACUGCAAAUCAGACAGGUUCACUUCAGUGGUUCAUAAAUAUUGUCAGAAAGUGUCUGCUGACGAGCACUAUAUGUUUCCAGGUCACAGCAAUACUGAACCAAACUAAAGCCGUAUUUUUCCAAGAUUUUUAUACAGUACACUUCAGGUGUUACAUAUAAUAUAUUUUUCUUCAGUUUUCUUGUUUGCAAUGUACAAAUGUUUCUAAUUGUGAUUUCUAUCAAGGUGACCGCUGUACUGAAAUGUAAUAGCAGGACCCAUGUUCUGGAUGGAGAAGUUGAGUUGUUUGGUGUUUCAUUCUCUUGCAUUAUAAUUGGAUUUCCAAUGAAGAAGAAAAAACCUUUACUAGAUAGUUACCAACAAUAAGCACCAAACAUGAAUGUUUACGGUAUGGGGACACCUUGCAGUCGCCAGCGCCUGAACAAUUACCUGAAUUUGAAAUAUGGUUGUUCUUACAUACAGGUGAAACUUGAAAAAUUUGAAUAUCGUGCAAAAGUUCAUUUACAGUAUUUCAGUAAUGCAACUUAAAGGAAUUGCAUUAAUGCAACUUAAAAUUAGAAU